CAGAUCCGCGGGGGUGGGGAGUCCACAAGUUUGAGUUUGGAUCUUUUUUUUUUUUUUUUUUGUCUUGGUGGAAAACCAUGGGAUUCGAGCUGGACCGCUUCAAGGGUACCGUGGACCCGGAUUUCAAAUGCAACUUGUGCAAUAAAGUCCUGGAGGACCCGCUGACGACUCCGUGCGGUCACGUCUUCUGCUCGGGCUGCGUGCUGCCCUGGGUCGUUCAGCAGAGCAGCUGCCCCGUCAAAUGCCAGCGGAUCUCCACCAAGGAGCUGAACCACGUCCUGCCUCUGAAAAACCUCAUCCUGAAGCUGGAGAUCAAAUGUGACAACCACGCGAGGGGCUGCGAUGCGGUGGUGAAGCUGCAGCAUCUGGCCGAGCACGCCGAGAUGUGCGAGUACUCCCCGGCCAAGUGCAGGAAUAAAGGAUGCAGCGAGGAGCUCAACCUGCGGGACAUGGAUGCUCACAUGCGGGAGACUUGCGACUACAGACCGGUGGGGAUUUGCGAGAGCGGCUGCGGGCUGAUGCUCACCCAGAAAGAGCAGAAAUUCAACAGCCACUGCUGCCUGAGAGCCCUGAAGGCGCACAACAGCGCGCUGCACUGCAAGAUCAUCAUCCUGGAUAGAGAGUUCAAGAAGCAGACUAUUAAAGCCAACAAGAGGGAGAAGUCACUUCUGGCACAACUUUCCGCCGUGCACAGCGAGCUGCAGAUGACAGCGCUGAAAUAUCAGAAGAAAUUCACCGAGUACAGCGACAGGAUCGACUCCCUCACCAAGACGGUGGCUUUCUCCUGCAAGGAAGGCGAGACUAAAAGCGUGACGGUUGUCCUUCUUCGUGAGGGUGGAUCUCUGGGUUUUAACAUCAUAGGAGGAAGGCCAUGCGCGGAUGACAAUGACAGCACUUCAAAUGAAGGGAUCUUUGUGUCCAAGAUCGUCGAGAAAGGUCCAGCAGACAAGGAGGGCGGCCUUCAAAUCCACGACAGAAUAAUAGAGGUCAAUGGCAAGGACCUCUCCAAGGCCACCCACGACCAGGCGGUGGAGGCGUUCCGCACCGCCAAGGAGCCCAUCAUGGUCCAGGUUCUGCGCCGGGCCCCUUACCCCAAGCUGGUCGGCCCCGCCGCCGACACCCAGCUCUCGGACAUCAGCACCCAGACCGACAUCACCCUCCAGCACAUCAUGGCCCUUACCAAGCUGCCUCCCUCCUCGCCCCCCAUGACGGAGCUGGAUGACUACCUGCUUCCAGAGGAGCAUGCUCCGGGACAUGCGUACUUCGACCCCAACGACUUCCUUGAGGGCAUACAGCAGGACAUCGAGCGCGAGGAGCUGGAGUAUGAGGAGGUGGAUUUGUACCGAGCCAACAUCCAAGACAAGCUCGGCCUGACGAUCUGUUACAGGACUGACGAUGAGGACGAGGCUGGAAUCUACAUCAGUGAGAUUGAUCCAAACAGCAUCGCUGCAAAGGACGGCAGAAUUAGAGAAGGGGACAAAAUUAUACAGAUCAAUGGCAUUGAGAUCCAAAAUCGAGAGGACGCCGUAGCCCUGCUGACCAGCGAGAGCAACCAGAAUAUCUCUCUGUUGGUGGCCAGACCAGAGAUCCAGCUGGACGAGGGCUGGAUGGAUGAUGACAGGAACGACUUCCUGGAUGACCUCCACAUGGAUAUGCUCGAGCAGCAGCACCAUCAGGCCAUGCAGUUCACUGCCAGCAUGCUGCAGCAGAAGAAGCAUGAGGAGGACGGCGGCACCACCGACACCGCCACGCUGCUCUCCAACCACCACGAGAAGGACAGCGGUGUCGGUCGCACGGACGAGAGCACGCGAAACGACGAGAGCUCGGAGCAGGAGAACCUCGGCGACGACCAGACCACGGCCUCCAACACGCUGGGCAGCUGCAGGAAGCUGACCUACAGCCAGGACACCCUCGGCAGCACCGACCUGCCCUUCAGCAGCGAGUCAUUCAUCUCCGCCGACUACGCCGACACCGACUUUCUGGGCAUCCCGGCCGACGAGUGCGAGCGCUUCAGAGAACUCCUGGAGCUGAAGUGUCAGAUGAGGAGCAGCGGCGCCCAGGGUCUGUGCUGCCAGGUUGGCGGGGCGGGAGGUCAGGACCAGGAGGGUGUGGACAAGGAGCUGGAGCUGCUCAACGAGGAGCUGCGCACCAUCGAGCUGGAGUGCCUGAACAUCGUCCGCGCCCACAAGAUGCAGCAGCUGAGGGAGCAGUGCCGCGAGUCCUGGAUGCUCCACAACAGCGGGUUCCGCAACUACAAUACUAGCAUAGACGCUCGGCGCCACGAGCUGUCAGACAUCACAGAGCUGCCAGAGAAAUCUGACAAGGACAGCUCCAGUGCGUACAACACUGGUGAGAGCUGCCGCAGCACCCCUCUGACUCUGGAACUGUCUCCAGAUAACUCACUCCGCCGAGGAGCAGAGAACCAGGGUCCAGCUGGAACAUCCGGAUCCACCAGCUCCAACGGCAGGAUGCUCAAGCCCCUUCUGUCCCCUGUACAGGAAGCCUGUGGCCCCAGCCGGAGCAGAGGUUCCUCCAAGGACCCAGAUGGAGCACUGCAGGCGGAGAGCAAGGAGAGGAAGCUGGGAGAGUCCAGUAAGAAUGGCCGUGGCUUUUCCCAUUCCCCUUACAAGCACGCUCACAUCCCCGCUCACGCCCAGCACUACCAGAGCUACAUGCAGCUGAUCCAGCAGAAAUCCGCUGUAGAGUACGCCCAGAGCCAAAUGAGUCUGGUCAGCAUGUGCCGGGACCCCAUUAGCCCUAGCGAUCUGGAGCCCAAGAUGGAGUGGAAGGUGAAGAUCCGCAGCGAUGGCACGCGUUACAUUACAAAGCGACCCGUUCGGGACAAGCUGCUGAGGGAGCGCGCCCUUCGAAUUCACGAGGAGCGCAGCGGCAUGACCACAGACGACGACGCCAUAAGCGAGCUGAAGAUGGGCCGCUACUGGAGCAAAGAAGAGAGGAAGCAGCACGCAGUUCGCGCCAAGGAGCAGAGGCAGCGCCGCGAGUUCAUGAAGCAGAGCCGAGCCGAUUGUCUGAAGGAUCUGUCCGGCCCAGAAGACAAAAAGGAGCCCAACAUCAUCGAACUCAGCCACAAAAAGAUGAUGAAAAAGAGGAAUAAGAAAAUAUUUGACAACUGGAUGACCAUCCAGGAACUGCUGACCCACGGUACCAAGUCACCAGACGGCACAAGAGUUUACAACUCACUCCUGUCUGUGACCACAGUUUAAGUCCUGCUCUGAGUUCAGGUGGCAGGUCGGUCAGAGGAGGACGAACUGAACUGUAAUGGACUGUACAUAGGACGCUACCAGAAGGGGUAGAGAUUCCUGCCUCGUUCAAUGUGGCAACAUUGUGUAAAUAGGAAAUAAGGAAAGCCUUUUCUGGACGAACAUUUAAAUGGUGGUUGGACAUGACGUGAAUCGGACAUGGCUACUGAAGGAGGAUGAUUUUGAAAACAAUUUUCAAUAACCUUUUCUACCCUUGUGCUUGCUCUUUUGGAUAUUUUUGUGGAAACAAAAACACAAUAUUUGACUUUUUUGGAAGGUUUUGAAAGUGUGUAAAGACCGUGUGCCAUACAUAAACAACCAGCAUUUACACUAUUUUACUUUAUCUUGUUUGUACUAUAUAUCUUAUCAGUAUUUUACUGUUACACAUACUUAAUGCUUUUAUGGAAAUAAUGCUAUUUUCCUGCAAGGUAGAACAUGUACUCCUUUUCAAAAGGACUUUUUGUAAAUUAAGAAAAUACAAUUUUUGUAUCAAAUUCCCUUUUUUUAGUUUGAAUUUCUCUCAAAAGGUGCUGAUUUCCCAAAGUUAAACACUACCAGCGAUGUACCAUCUGUUACAUAAUGUAGAGAACAUCAUAACAUGAUGCCAUUGUGUAUGUACGUAUAUCUAGAGAGAGUCGCUUCUCACUUUGUUGAAAUUGAAAUGUCUGUGUUUGUUCAAGCACACAUUGUAGUCGCUUUUGUAGGGUUUCAUGUAUUGAGCAGAAUAACAGCGUAACAAAUCCUUAGUUAGCCACACAAUUUGAUGUCCUGUAAAAUGAGAGAAAUAAUAAAUUAUUGUUUUAUAUAUGAUGAGCUUUGAAA
This is a messenger RNA of Stegastes partitus (bicolor damselfish), 4082 nucleotides long. RefSeq names its product PDZ domain containing RING finger 3b (gene pdzrn3b). The record is from RefSeq and is a predicted model, not a curated record. The coding region runs from base 78 to 3224 and encodes 1048 amino acids. Lineage: Eukaryota; Metazoa; Chordata; Actinopteri; Pomacentridae. Gene Ontology annotation, molecular function: ubiquitin protein ligase activity; zinc ion binding; protein binding. The transcript is spliced from 10 exons. Gene Ontology annotation, biological process: protein ubiquitination; neuromuscular junction development.